CUGCAACUCCCAUGAUGCUUUGCCAGCUGCAGGUGAGCUGCUCAAAACCUGUUAAUUUCUCAGUCCAGAGAAGGAGAGCUCGAGAUAAACCUGCAUAGUUUGGAGAUUAAAUCAACAAUGUCAGAACUCUUCUGAUUGGCUGAAAGUCUAGCUUCAACCCUCCUCAUGGACGGUGUAUUCACCUGCAGAGAAUCUUUUAUCCUGUGUAUCGAGAGUGAAUACAUCACAAUGUAACAAGCCGGACUUGGAUCUGCUCCAAUUCAGGUCAGAUAUUCCACCACCGCGUCUUAUGUCAAGAAUAGUCAAAUCUCCAAAGUGUGUGCUGCAAUCUUUAUUACCAGUUCUUAAUGGGUUGUAGGUAGUAGAUACCUGGAAUAUCCUUCCAGUGAGAGCAUUAAGAAAGGGUAGUAGAUACCUGGAAUUGCCUUCCAGUGGGAGCAGUAACAGUGAUAUAGAAAGGGUAGAAGGUACCUGGAAUAGCCUUCCAGUGGGAGCAGUAACAGUGAUAUAGAAAGGGUAGUAGAUACAUGGUAUAGCCUUCCAGUGGGAGCAGUAACCGUGAUAUAGAAAGGGCAGUAGAUACCUGGAAUAUCCUUCCAGUGAGAGCAUUAAGAAAGGUUAGUAGAUACCUGGAAUAGCCUUCCAGUGGGAGCAGUAACAGUGAUAUAGAAAGGGUAGUAGAUUCCUGAAAUAGCCUUCCAGUGGGAGCAGUAACAGUGAUAUAGAAAGGGUAGUAGAUACCUGGAAUAGCCUUCCAGUGGGAGCAGUAACAGUGAUAUAGAAAGGGUAGUAGAUACCAGGAAUUGCCUUCCAGUGGAAGCAGUAACAGUGAUAUAGAAAGGGUAGUAGAUAGCCUUACAGUGGGAGAAGUAACCGUGAUUUAGAAAGGUUAGUAGAUACCUGGAAUAGCCUUCCAGUGGGAGCAGUAACAGUGAUAUAGAAAGGGUAGUAGAUUCCUGAAAUAGCCUUCCAGUGGGAGCAGUAACAGUGAUAUAGAAAGGGUAGUAGAUUCCUGAAAUAGCCUUCCAGUGGAUGCAGUAACAGUGAUAUAGAAAGGGUAGUAGAUACCAGGAAUUGCCUUCCAGUGGGAGCAGUAACAGUGAUAUAGAAAGGGUAGUAGAUACCAGGAAUUGCCUUCCAGUGGAAGCAGUAACAGUGAUAUAGAAAGGGUAGUAGAUAGCCUUCCAGUGGGAGAAGUAACCGUGAUUUAGAAAGGUUAGUAGAUACCUGGAAUAGCCUUCCAGUGGGAGAAGUAACCGUGAUUUAGAAAGGUUAGUAGAUACCUGGAAUAGCCUUCCAGUGGGAGCAGUAACAGUGAUAUAGAAAGGGUAGUAGAUACCUGGAAUAGCCUUCCAGUGGGAGCGGUAACAGUGAUAUAGAAAGGGUAGUAGAUUCCUGAAAUAGCCUUCCAGUGGGAGCGGUAACAGUGAUACAGAAAGGGUAGUAGAUACCUGGAAUAGCCUUCCUGUGGGAUCAGUAACAGUGAUACAGAAAGGGUAGUAGAUACCUGGAAUAGCCUUCCAGUGGGAGCAGUAACAGUGAUAGAGAAAGGGUAGCAGAUACCUGGAAUAGCCUUCCAGUGGGAGCAGUAACAGUGAUAUAGAAAGGGUAGCAGAUACCUGGAAUAGCCUUCCAGUGGGAGCAGUAACAGUGAUAUAGAAAGGGUAGUAGAUACCUGGAAUAGCCUUCCAGUGGGAGCAGUAACAGUGAUAUAGAAAGGGUAGUAGAUACCUGGAAGAGCCUUCCAGUGGGAGCAGUAACAGUGAUAUAGAAAGGGUAGCAGAUACCUGGAAUAGCCUUCCAGUGGGAGCAGUAACAGUGAUAUAGAAAGGGUAGUAGAUUCCUGAAAUAGCCUUCCAGUGGGAGCAGUAACAGUGAUAUAGAAAGGGUAGUAGAUUCCUGAAAUAGCCUUCCAGUGGAUGCAGUAACAGUGAUAUAGAAAGGGUAGUAGAUACCAGGAAUUGCCUUCCAGUGGGAGCAGUAACAGUGAUAUAGAAAGGGUAGUAGAUACCAGGAAUAGCCUUCCAGUGGGAGCAGUAACAGUGAUAUAGAAAGGGUAGUAGAUACCUGGAAUAGCCUUCCAGUGGGAGAAGUAACAGUGAUAUAGAAAGGGUAGUAGAUACCUGGAAUAGCCUUCCAGUGGGAGCGGUAACAGUGAUAUAGAAAGGGUAGUAGAUACCUGGAAUAGCCUUCCAGUGGGAGCAGUAACAGUGAUAUAGAAAGGGUAGUAGAUACCUGGAAUAGCCUUCCAGAGAGAGCAGUAUCAGUGAUAUAGAAAGGGUAGUAGAUACCUGGAAUAGCCUUCCAGAGGGAGCAACAGUGAUACAGAAAGGGUAGUAGAUACCUGGAAUAGCCUUCCAUUGGGAGCGGUAACAGUGAUAUAGAAAGGGUAGUAGAUACCUGGAAUAGCCUUCCAGUGGGAGCAGUAACAGUGAUAUAGAAAGGGUAGUAGAUACCUGGAAUAGCCUUCCAGUGGAAGCAGUAAGGUUAAUAGUAAUAUAGGGUAGUAGAUAGUCUUCCAGUGGGAGCAGUAACAGUGAUAUAGAAAGGGUAGUAGAUGCCUGGAAUAGCCUUCCAGUGGGAGCAGUAACCGUGAUAUAGAAAGGUAGUAGAUACCUGGAAUAGCCUUCCAGUGGGAGCAGUAACAGUGAUAUAGAAAGGGUAGUAGAUACCUGGAAUAGCCUUCCAGUGGGAGCAGUAACAGUGAUAUAGAAAGGGUAGUGGAUACCUGGAAUAGCCUUCCAGUGGGAGCAGUGAUAUAGAAAGGGUGGUAGAUACCUGGAAUAGCCUUCCAGUGGGAGCAGUAACAGUGAUAUAGAAAGGGUAGUAGAUACCUGGAAUAGCCUUCCAGUGGGAGCAGUAACAGUGAUAUAGAAAGGGUAGUAGAUACCAGGAAUAGCCUUCCAGUGGGAGCAGUAACAGUGAUAUAGAAAGGGUAGUAGAUACCUAGGAAUAGCCUUCCAGUGGGAGCAGUAACAGUGAUAUAGAAAGGUUAGUAGAUACCUGGAAUAGCCUUCCAGUGGGAGCAGUAACAGUGAUAUAGAAAGGUUAGUAGAUACCUGGAAUAGCCUUCCAGUGGGAGCAGUAACAGUGAUAUAGAAAGGGUAGUAGAUACCUGGAAUAGCCUUCCAGUGGGAGCAGUAACAGUGAUAUAGAAAGGGUAGUAGAUACCUGGAAUAGCCUUCCAGUGGGAGCAGUAACAGUGAUACAGAAAGGGUAGUAGAUACCUGGAAUAGCCUUCCAGUGGGAUCAGUAACAGUGAUACAGAAAGGGUAGUAGAUACCUGGAAUAGCCUUCCAGUGGGAGCAGUAACAGUGAUAGAGAAAGGGUAGCAGAUACCUGGAAUAGCCUUCCAGUGGGAGCAGUAACAGUGAUAUAGAAAGGGUAGCAGAUACCUGGAAUAGCCUUCCAGUGGGAGCAGUAACAGUGAUAUAGAAAGGGUAGUAGAUACCUGGAAUAGCCUUCCAGUGGGAGCAGUAACAGUGAUAUAGAAAGGGUAGUAGAUACCUGGAAGAGCCUUCCAGUGGGAGCAGUAACAGUGAUAUAGAAAGGGUAGCAGAUACCUGGAAUAGCCUUCCAGUGGGAGCAGUAACAGUGAUAUAGAAAGGGUAGUAGAUUCCUGAAAUAGCCUUCCAGUGGGAGCAGUAACAGUGAUAUAGAAAGGGUAGUAGAUACCUGGACUAGCCUUCCAGUGGGAGCAUUAAAUCGGUUGGCACAUUGUUUGGCAUACACACCCACAAAGGGUUUAUUCACUAAACACUGAAUUGUCAUGAAUGAAAACUGAACACUGUGGAAAUCUAUUCACAAACCGGACUUUACAUAGGACACGAGGUCAUGCGUUUAGACUGGAAGAAAGAAGAUUUCGUCUAAGGCAAAGGAAAGGUUUUUUUACUGUAAGAACAAUCAGGAUGUGGAAUUCUCUGCCUGAGGAAGUGGUUUUAUCAGAGUCCAUACAGAUGUUCAAACGGCUACUAGAUGCAUACUAGCAAAAACAGAAUAUUCAAGGAUAUAAUCUUUCAAUGUAAUAACUGCUUGAUCCAAGGAUAAAUCUGACUGCCAUUCUGGGGUCAAGAAGGAAUUUUUUUUCCUAGCUUGUUGCAAAAUUGUGCUUCAAACUGGGUUUUUUUGCCUUAUUUUGGAUCAACAGCAAAAAACAAAUGUGAGGAAGGCUGAACUUGAUGGACGCAAGUCUCUUUCCAGCUAUGUAACUAUGUAACUAUGUAACAGUCAAACUGUGAAAAUAGCUGAGUUUGAGACUUUUUUUUUUUUUAAAUCAAAUAUAUUUGCUUAAGUUUCGGUUAUAUUUGGUUUUUGGGGAAGAACUGAUUUGCAGCUUCUCAGAAUAAGGAACCAGAUAUUGGAAUAUAUUCAGCACAAGAUCCUUAAAACACAGAAUUUACCAUGAUUGUUAGUGGUCAAAGAGAAAGUGACUGGGAGUUUUAUUACUGUGGAGCUCUGUGAUACCAUCAUACACCCUGCACAUUACUGUGAGUUUUAUUGCUGUGGAGCUCUGUGAUACACUCAUACACACUGCACAUUACUGUGAGUUUUAUCGCUGUGGAGCUCUGUGAUACACUCAUACACAUAAAACAUUUUGACGGUCAGAAAGACAUUUGACUUGAUUUUAGAUCCUGUUUGUCUAAUUAACUGUUUAUUAUAAUUAUUUUAUUAUCAAGAAUCUGAAGAUCCAAUUAUUCUGAUUGACAUGGAGUACAGCAGGAAAUGAGUUCAGUAAUAUAGAGUUUGAAAAACAUGCUUUCUGGAUAGUUAUAAUUCAAUAAUUAUUCAGUGUGUAUAACAGAGCUCCACAGCAAUAAUACUCCCAGUAAUGUGUCUGAGUGUAUAACAGAGCUCCACAGCAAUAAUACUCCCAGUAAUGUGUCUGAGUGUAUAACAGAGCUCCACAGCAAUAAUACUCCCAGUAAUGUGUCUGAUUGUAUAACAGAGCUCCACAGCAAUAAUACUCCCAGUAAUGUGUCUGAGUGUAUAACAGAGCUCCACAGCAAUAAUACUCCCAGUAACGUGACUGAGUGUAUAACAGAGCUCCACAGUAAUAAUACUCCCAGUAAUGUGUCUGAGUGUAUAACAGAGCUCCACAGCAAUAAUACUCCCAGUAAUGUGUCUGAGUGUAUAACAGAGCUCCACAGCAAUAAUACUCCCAGUAAUGUGUCUGAGUGUAUAACAGAGCUCCACAGCAAUAAUACUCCCAGUAAUGUGUCUGAGUGUAUAACAGAGCUCCACAGCAAUAAUACUCCCAGUAAGUGUCUGAGUGUAUAACAGAGCUCCACAGCAAUAAUACUCCCAGUAAUGUGUCUGAGUGUAUAACAGAGCUCCACAGCAUAAUACUCCCAGUAAUGUGACUGAAUGUAUAACAGAGCUCCACAGCAAUAAUACUCCCAGUAAUGUGUCUGAGUGUAUAACAGAGCUCCACAGCAAUAAUACUCCCAGUAAUGUGUCUGAGUGUAUAACAGAGCUCCACAGCAAUAAUACUCCCAGUAAUGUGUCUGAGUGUAUAACAGAGCUCCACAGCAAUAAUACUCCCAGUAAUGUGUCUAGGUGUAUAACAGAGCUCCACAGCAAUAAUACUCCCAGUAAUGUGUCUGAGUGUAUAACAGAGCUCCACAGCUAUAAUACUCCCAAUAAUGUGACUGAGCGUAUAACAGAGCUCCACAGCUAUAAUACUCUCAGUAAUGUGUCUGAGCGUAUAACAGAGCUCCACAGCUAUAAUACUCCCAGUAAUGUGUCUGAGCGUAUAACAGAGCUCCACAGCAAUAAUACUCCCAGUAAUGUGUCUGAGUGUAUAACAGAGCUCCACAGCAAUAAUACUCCCAGUAAUGUGUCUGAGUGUAUAACAGAGCUCCACAACAAUAAUACUCCCAGUAAUGUGUCUGAGUGUAUAACAGAGCUCCACAGCAAUAAUACUCACAGUAAUGUGUCUGAGUGUAUAACAGAGCUCAACAGCCAUAAUACUCCCAGUAAUGUGACUCAACGUAUAACAGAGCUCCACGGCAAUAAUACUCCCAGUAAUGUGUCUGAGUGUAUAACAGAGCUCCACAGCAAUAAUACUCCCAGUAUUGUGUCUGAGUGUAUAACAGAGCUCCACAGCAAUAAUACUCCCAGUAAUGUGUCUGAGUGUAUAACAGAGCUCCACAGCAAUAAUACUCCCAGUAAUGUGUCUGAGUGUAUAACAGAGCUCCACAGCAAUAAUACUCCCAGUAAUGUGUCUGAGUGUAUAACAGAGCUCCACAGCAAUAAUACUCCCAGUAAUGUGUCUGAGUGUAUAACAGAGCUCCACAGCAAUAAUACUCCCAGUAAUGUGUCUGAGUGUAUAACAGAGCUCCACAGCAAUAAUACUCCCAGUAAUGUGUCUGAGUGUAUAACAGAGCUCCACGGCAAUAAUACUCCCAGUAAUGUGUCUGGGUGUAUAACAGAGCUCCACAGCAAUAAUACUCCCGGUAAUGUGUCUGAUGUAUAACAGAGCUCCACAGUAAUAAUACUCCCAGUAAUGUGUCUGUGUAUCACAGGGCUCCACAGCAAUAAUACUCCCAGUAAUGUGUCUGAGUGUAUAACAGAGCUCCACGGCAAUAAUACUCCCAGUAAUGUGUCUGGGUGUAUAACAGAGCUCCACAGCAAUAAUACUCCCGGUAAUGUGUAUUUAAACUACAAUAAAUGUGUUUAGAAAUCAGUCUGUGUAAAUACGAUACACUGUUCUCAUUCUGUUACAUUUUAGUUCUAUAAAUUGUUAUUAGUAAGCUAGAAUAGCCCCGCCCCUUGCCACACCCCUAAAUUUAGAGUGUUCCCCUUUGUCCAUGUGAAAUGUUGGAGGUCUGAUAUGACUGGCUAUUUUAGUCUCAUUUCUGAAAUUGAGAUUUAUUUCUAUAAUGGAUUUUCUAAAACGUUCUCUUUCAUUUUAGCAUUAUGGAUCAUCCUCUGGACCCACACAGAGACUCUGGCUUCCAGGAAGACAGAUGCGGCCUGACGCAAGGUCCUGCUUUCUCAGGGGCAUCAUGUCCGGUCUGUGUGGAUGAGCCUAUAGAUAAAGAGAGUGAUGACCUUUCACUUGCUGGUCAACUGGCUUUUGAUCCUCUACGGGUUCCAGUGGGGGAUGGCAAGAUACAACUUCCUAGUGGUCUAAUAACGGAACGGAACAAGGAUCCUUCAUAUGACCCAUAUGUCGUGGACAUAACUGGAGGAGAAACUGUAAUGUAUGGACAGAAAGAUGCCGCACUAGCUGCCUCCGGUGUCCACCCUGAUCUUUCCCUGUUGUCCAAGGCCACAGAUCAGAAAGGUGGAUCUUCACCGAUAUCUUCACCGGAGCCACUGAAAGCUGUGGUGUUGGCGGGGAACGUUGGCAAUGCUGAGGAUGGCUCCUUGAUACCAUUGCUGGCACGGAGUGAGUCAAGGCAGGAGUGCCCGAUCUGCACAGAGUUUUAUGACGCCCAUGAACACCAGCGAGCAGAGCUUCACUGCAACCAUUUAAUCUGUGACAGUUGCGUCUCCAGCAUAAUGACCCUGACCGGCCAUGGGAAUGUUGGACGGAUUUCGUGUCCCAUUUGCCGGCAGCAGACUCCAAUGCUGAAGUUUGAGGUUCGUAGGAUGCAGGAACAAAUGAUGGAAAAUAUUGCUCGAUGCAAUGAGUCCGUUCGUGUUGAACUUGAUGUACCGACUCGGACGCCCGGACUGUGCAGCGCUUUGGAAUACCGAUUCCAGACUCGCUUCCGCAACAAUCCACGGUUUAUUUUCCCUCCCUGUUUUAGAUAUUCUCAAGGAUUUAUCGAAUUUACAUUCAGAUUAAAACAACGCUCUCCAUGUGCAUACCGGACACUAUUGUUUGUGCUAUUAAUUGCAGAAUUUGCCAGUUUUUUUAUAAUCUUCCUACCUAUUAUAAUCUUAGCUUUAUUAAUUAUAUUUCUUAAGUAGAUAGGAAAGUAGAUUUUUUGAUUUUAUAUUGAUAAUAGUUACUCCCUUUUGGAAUUCCGACAGAUAAUCACAUUUCAUAGAAACGCGGGGUACAGCCUCACCAGUGUCUUGAGGGUCAUUUUACUGAAAAACAUUUUAAGGGCUUUAUUUGCUAAAUAGUGAGUUAAUGGCAGGUGCUGCUGGCAUAGAACUUUUAUUUAAAAUGUAUUUUACUAUAAAUUAAGUAAUGCUCGGUAAUUCGCUGUUCAGUGAAUCAACCCCUUACCAAUCUCCAUGACAGAAGAACUAUUAAAUCUCUUUCAUACCAAGAGACCAGUAGUUGAGUUUUAUU
This is a messenger RNA of Pelobates cultripes (western spadefoot toad), 8251 nucleotides long. The record is from the annotation of a GenBank genome assembly. NCBI's taxonomy places the organism in Eukaryota, Metazoa, Chordata, Amphibia, Anura, Pelobatidae.